This is a messenger RNA of Pediculus humanus corporis (human body louse), 615 nucleotides long. Its product is annotated as Pupal cuticle protein C1B, putative. Bases 1 to 615 code for a protein of 204 amino acids. The transcript has 3 exons. NCBI's taxonomy places the organism in Eukaryota, Metazoa, Arthropoda, Insecta, Psocodea, Pediculidae. The record is from RefSeq and is a predicted model, not a curated record.
AUGAACAAAUGUGAUGUCAGUACAGAUCUUAAACAAGAUUCGAUACACAAUAACUCGUUAUCAAAAAUGACUUUCAGAUUUGCCGUUCUCGCCGCCGUAUUGGCCAUCGCCAACGCCGGAUAUUUGAGUGCUCCGAUUGCCGCUCAUGCAACUUACGCCGCUCCUGUGGCUUCCGUUGCUUACGCUGCUCCACAUGCCUACACCACCCAUACCGUAUCUCCGGCUCUCGUAAGCCAACACGCUAACGUUCUCAGAACGCCAGGAAAUUUGGGACAAGUUUCGACUUAUUCAAAAUCCAUAAACACUCCAUUCUCUAGCGUGACCAAACACGAUGUCAGAGUAAGCAACGACGCUCUUGCCUACACUCAUGCUCCAAUUGCUUACGCUCAUGCUCCAGCUGCUGCUUACGCCGCACCCAUUGCUAAAGUCGCUGCCGCUCCAUUCACCUACGCUGCUCCAGCUGCCUAUGCCGCUCCAAUCGCUAAGGUUGCUGCUGCUCCAGUUGCCUACGCUGCUCCGGCUGCCGUUGCCAAAAUCGGAGUUGCUUACUCUGCCGCUCCAGCCGUUGCCCACAUGGCUUAUUCCAACGGAUACGGUAUCCAAUACAACUGGUAA